Messenger RNA from Xenopus laevis (African clawed frog), 1892 nucleotides. RefSeq names its product basal body orientation factor 1 L homeolog (gene bbof1.L). Lineage: Eukaryota; Metazoa; Chordata; Amphibia; Anura; Pipidae. The record is from RefSeq and is marked provisional.
CAGAAAGGCAAAGAGACAUAGGGCAGGGGGAAGAAUUAGAGAGCAAAAAAUACAAGAUUUGAGAGCAGGCAUAUUUUGAAGCAUCAGAGAAAGAAAAAUUCAGAGAGGAAGAAGAAAAAGAGAAUAGUAACCCAAACUUGCUGGUGAUAUGCCUAAACUCAAAGUGAAAGCUGGAAAGGGAAAGAAGGGUAAAAGGAAAAAGGCUGGGAAAAAUGAACACAGAUUGGACAAAGAAUCUGAAGUAGAGAGAGCCAAGGCUAAUGCUGCACUUUGGGAGGCGAGGCUGAAAGUAACUGAAUUUUCUCGUGUCGAGUAUCGAGAUACAGCUCGAAGUUUGGCCCAGAACAAUGAGGAUCUCACAAAGCAACAAUAUCAACUAGAAAAAGACAUGGUGGAGGUCAUUGGGUUUUUGAAAAAACAGGACUUGGAAAAAGAUGAGCUGAUUGAGAAAUUACAGCAAAACCUAAUAGCACAGAAGAAAUCAGCUCAGGAUGAGAGAGAAAAACUGGUGGAACUUUAUAGCAAACAAAUUUCUCAUCUGGAAGAAAACUAUUCACAGAAAACGAAUGAAAUGCAAAUUAUUCAGUCUGAGUUUAAAUUAAUGAGAGAAUUCCGCAGACAGAAAGUGGAGCUGGAGAAAGAAUUAGAUGAGGUUAAGGAAAGUCUUUGGAGAGCAAACCAAGAUCAUAAAGAGACUCUGGCCAGAAUGGAGAGACGGUUCUUUGAGGAAAAGCAACGCCUGGAAAAGGAAGCAGAGAAGAAGAUUAUGAUGUUAGCAGAAAAAGCUCACAGUGAAGCAAUCAUACAACUGGAUGAAGCCAGGAAAUCUGUGUUCAAGGAAAACGUUCGCCUAAAAGAAGCAUUUUCUUAUCACUUGAAAGAAAUGAAAGAUAUAAAGAAAUCAAAAAAAAUGCAAGAGGAUGCAAAGCUCCACUUACUCCAAGAAAAGGAAACCAAUGAUUUACUGGUUCAGGAAAAGGUUUCACAAGUAUCUCAAAAGAAAGUGCAAAUCCAGGAGUUACAACAGAACGUCAAAGCCCUAGAGUGCGCUUUAGAGAGAAUGACUAUGGAAAUGGAGAAAGAUGCACAAGGUAAAGAGCAUCAAGUGUUGUUACAAGAGCAGGCGGGAAAUGUGGAACUGCAGAAACUGCAAAAGGUACUUCAUAUGAAGGAACGAGAAAUGAACCGUAUAAAGAAACUAUCCCGAAAUAUUCUGGAGGAACGAACUGAAGUAGAAAGUUUCUUCUUGGAGGCACUUUGGCAGGUGAAGCAGGAGAUCGCAACCAGCAGGAACUACUACCGACAGGUAGCACAGUCUGCUUAUACCAGCAAGAUGAUACAAGCGUCUCUAGGAAAAGACCAGUACCCCAAGAUCAGAACCUUUCAUAACAAAGAACACAGCACUAAUGAUGUGAGCCAUGAUCUCAGUGAGGCGGAGAAAUGGACUCAUAUACAGGCAGGGAAAGUGGACAUUGGUGACUUAACAUGGGAGCAGAAAGAAAAGGUUCUCAGAUUGCUGUUUGCGAAAAUGAAUGGCUUUCAAAGCAGGAAGAGUCCUGGGCUGAAACCCUCUCCUCCAGCAGAUGUCUCAUCAAUCAAAGAAAAAGAAAGUAAUACCAGCAAUCUGGAAGAGAAACCAGAAGAGUCCAGUUCAACAUUCAUAACCCAGAGCAUCCCAGAACUACCAGCCCCAAGCUUGGUUCUGCCACAUAUUCAAACAGGUAGAUGCCAAGUCACAGGAUAAGCAUUGAACAGAGGAAAGAAGAUGGAUCAGCAUGAGGGAACAAAGCUGAAUUAUAAUGUAAAACUCAGUAAAUAUAUGCUGUUUUAAUCACUCGAAAUGUAUACAUUUCACUGUGCCUCAAUAAACAGUAAAGCUUGACUGUAUGGUU